AUGGCUCAAAACUCUGCCUCCCAAAACCCCACUGGGGAGCCCACUGCCCCUUUGACCCAGAACCCCCCUCCCGUUGACGAGCAGACGCGCAACCAGAUCGCCGAAGCUGCUGCUGCGAACGAUGGCUCCGCUGUCCCGAAGGUGAAGUCCGAGAAGGAGUUGGAGCGCGAGCGCAAGAAGGCCGAAAAGGCAAAGAAGUUUGCAGAGAAGCAGGCCAAGGCCAAGACUGCUAAGCCCGCUGCUCCCAAGGCCGAGAAGAAGGUGCAGAAGGUUGAGAAGGAGAAGACCGCCGACGCCUAUGAUCCCAAGGUCAUCGAGGAAGGCCGCCUCGAAUGGUGGGAGGAGCGCGAUCUCUUCAAGCCCGAAUGGGGCCCUGAUGGCAAGGUCAAGCCUGAGGGCUCCUUCGUCAUUCCCAUCCCUCCUCCCAACGUUACCGGUUCCCUUCACAUGGGUCACGCCCUGACCAACGCCCUGCAAGACACCAUGAUCCGUUGGCAACGAAUGAAGGGCAAGACCACUCUGUGGCUUCCCGGUAUGGACCACGCUGGUAUCUCCACCCAGAGUGUUGUCGAGAAGAUGCUGUGGAAGAAGGAGAAGAAGACUCGUCACGACCUUGGACGGGAGGCCAUGACCAAGCUCAUUUGGGACUGGAAGGACGAAUACCACAAGAACAUCAAGAACGCUCUCCGCAGAGUCGGUGGUUCCUUCGACUGGUCGCGUGAAGCUUUCACCAUGGACCCCAACUUGUCCGCUGCCGUGACCGAGACCUUUGUUCGUCUGCACGAGGAGGGCAUCAUCUACCGUGCCAACCGCCUGGUUAACUGGUGUGUUGCUUUGAACACUUCCCUGUCUAACCUUGAGGUCGACAACAAGGAGAUCGAAGGCCGCACUCUCCUGGACGUUCCUGGCUACGACCGCAAGGUCGAGUUCGGUGUUCUCACCCACUUCUGCUACGAGAUCGACGGUUCUACGGAGCGCAUUGAGAUCGCUACUACUCGUCCCGAGACCAUGGUCGGUGACAGUGGUAUUGCCGUCCACCCCAACGACCCUCGCUACAAGCACCUGAUCGGCAAGAACGCCCGCCACCCCUUCGUUGACCGUCUGCUCCCCAUUGUCGCCGAUGAGGGUGUUGAGCCCGAGUUCGGUACUGGUGCCGUGAAGAUCACCCCCGCUCACGACUUCAACGAUUUCAACCGUGGUAAGCAGCACAACUUGGAGUUCAUCUCCGUCCUUAACGACGAUGGUACCUUCAACAAGAACGGCGGUCCCUUCGCUGGCAUGAAGCGUUUCGAUGCCCGUUACAAGGUUAUUGAUAUGCUCAAGGAGAAGGGCUUGUACGUCAAGUGGGAGCACAACCCCAUGAAGGUGCCCCGCUGCUCCAAGUCUAACGACGUUAUCGAGCCCAUCCUUAAGCCUCAAUGGUGGAUGAAGAUGGAGUCUCUAGCUGGUCCCGCUAUCGAGGCUGUUGAGAAGGGUGACAUCAUCAUCCGUCCUGAGUCUGCAGAGAAGAACUACUUCCGCUGGAUGCACAACCUGAACGACUGGUGUCUGUCUCGUCAGCUCUGGUGGGGUCACCAGGCUCCCGCCUACUUCGUUAACAUUGAGGGCGAGGAAAACGACGACGCUGAUGGCAACUUCUGGGUCACUGGCCGCACCGAGGAGGAUGCCCGCGCGAAGGCCGAGGCCAAGUUCCCCGGCAAGAAGUUCACCCUCGACCGCGAUCCCGAUGUCCUCGACACGUGGUUCUCUUCUGGUCUUUGGCCCUUCUCGACUCUGGGCUGGCCCCGUAAGACUCACGACUUUGAGAACCUCUACCCCACUUCUGUGCUUGAGACUGGUUGGGAUAUUCUGUUCUUCUGGGUCGCUCGUAUGAUCAUGCUCGGUAUCAAGAUGACCGGUCAGAUUCCCUUCCGGGAGGUGUACUGCCACUCUCUCAUUCGUGACUCGGAGGGUCGCAAGAUGUCCAAGUCUCUUGGUAACGUUAUUGACCCUCUGGAUGUUAUGGAGGGUAUCCAGCUGCAGACUCUGCACGACAAGCUGCUGGUCGGUAACCUUGCUGACAAGGAGGUCGCCACUGCCACCAAGUACCAGAAGAAGGCCUUCCCCAAGGGUAUUCCCGAGUGUGGUGCUGACGCUCUUCGCUUCGCCCUCGUCUCCUACACCACUGGUGGUGGUGACAUCGCUUUCGAUGUUCAGGUCAUCCACGGUUACCGUCGUUUCUGUAACAAGAUCUACCAGGCUACCAAGUUCGUUCUUGGCAAGCUCGGUGACGACUUCAAGCCCCUGGCCACCGUUUCCAAGACUGGCAAUGAGUCUCUGUCUGAGCGCUGGAUUCUGCACAAGUUCAACGCUGCUGCCAAGGAGAUCAACGAGGCUCUGGAGGCCCGUGAGUUCUCCGUCACCGCCAACGUCUCUUACCAGUACUGGUACUCCCAGCUCUGCGACGUCUUCAUCGAGAACUCCAAGUACUUGCUGGCUGAGGAUGCUUCUCCUGAGACCCAGGAGUCCGCCAAGCAGACCCUUUACACCGCUCUCGAGGGUGCUCUGUGCCUCAUUCACCCCAUCAUGCCCUUCGUGACUGAGCACUUGUGGCAGCGUCUGCCCCGCCGCCCCGAGGACAAGACCUUCUCGAUCAUGCGUGCCAAGUUCCCCGAGUACCGUGCCGAGUUCGACGACCCAGCCGCUGAGAAGGCUUACGAGCUCAUCCUGAACUCCUCCAAGGCCAUCCGUUCCAUUCUGGCCCAGUACGAUGUCAAGACUAAGGGUGACAUCAUCAUCCAGACCUACGACGCUACCAGCGAGAAGACCGUCUCUGAGCAGCUCUCCACCAUCCACUCCCUGGGUGGCAAAACUCUGGGUGAGCUAUCCCACCUGGGCCCAGACAACAAGACUCCUGCCGGCUGCGUUGUUGCCGCGGUCGGUGCCGAGGCUGCCGUCUACCUGCGUGUGUCCAAGGAGGUUGCGCUUGAGCAGGAGGAGAAGGCCAAGGCCAGCCUUGAGCGGGCUCGUGAGACCGUGCGCCGGUCCCAGGGUGUCAUGAGCGCUCCUAACUGGAAGGAGAAGGUCAAGGCUGAGGUCCAGGAGGCCGAGGAGAAGCGUCUCCGCGAUGCCGAGAGCGAGGCUGCUCGCUUGGAGGAGCAGAUCAAGGAGUUUGAGAAACUGCGUUUGGAGUAA
This is a messenger RNA of Penicillium subrubescens, 3174 nucleotides long. RefSeq names its product valine--tRNA ligase. Gene Ontology annotation, molecular function: aminoacyl-tRNA deacylase activity; valine-tRNA ligase activity; ATP binding. The transcript has 4 exons. Gene Ontology annotation, cellular component: cytosol. Gene Ontology annotation, biological process: valyl-tRNA aminoacylation. NCBI's taxonomy places the organism in Eukaryota, Fungi, Ascomycota, Eurotiomycetes, Eurotiales, Aspergillaceae. The record is from RefSeq and is a predicted model, not a curated record. The coding region runs from base 1 to 3174 and encodes 1057 amino acids.